Molecule: messenger RNA, 3582 nt
Organism: Protopolystoma xenopodis
Lineage: Eukaryota; Metazoa; Platyhelminthes; Monogenea; Polystomatidea; Polystomatidae
Source: the annotation of a GenBank genome assembly
AAAAUUUCUAUAGCUGAGACACCUUUGUCCACAAAUAUUUCCUCACCAUCAGAUGCUGUCGUGUCAGUUGGCCGCAUUCCUUCUGCAGCAAAGUCCAGUCCUACUUCUCUUAUAAGCACCACUGGUCAGUCCCAGCCUUGCUGCGGUCAAGAGACUGGUAGCAAGGUAUCAACUGUUUCCAAGUUGCAAGUAGGUUCCUCUUAUUCGCAAAUGCACAGAAAUACUGUUCCUGCUUCACAGUCGCCAUCUUCUGGUCAGAUUGGCAAGACUGUUUCCACAUUCAACGCUCUUCUACCUGGUGACCAUAACGACACAUUGCGCUACGUACAAUCAGUGAUUGAGCGCGUCAAGGCUGAAAGUGUGGAGGAGACACAGCAGCAUCAUCAACACCAUCACCAUCAACAGCAUCAGCAACAACAUUCACAUAUAUUACCAUCUGCCAACACUUCUUCAGGCGUGUCCUGCAGCAGAUCAACUUCUCAAUCUUCAGGCACUUCUUCCGUUCGAGCAGGUGUUGAACGGACUACGGUUGGCUACAAUUUGUCGAGCAAGACGACUGGAAAGUUGGCCUCUCGUUCUCCCUUUUGUAUGGUUAACACCGCCACAACCACAAGCAGUAGCAAUACUAACAUCAACAUCAACACACCCAUCGCCACGGUUUCAAAUCUCUCUUCCGUCAGUCUUGUCGGCAGCAGUGUUCCAGGCUCAUCUACCUUGCUUACGCUUCCUUGCAUUCCCGGCGUAAAUGCUUGUGCUCCACUCAACCAGCAGCAGCAUAAUUGCAAUUCGUUUUUAUCCGCCUCGGCUUCUGGCUCAAUCUCUGCAUCUGGGCAUAGCUCUGAUCCUGGUUCUCUAAUUCCUAGCUCAGUCAGUAAAACCGCUCCUGGACAAUGCACUAUUAGCGGUAAAAAUUCUGCUAUCGGCUCAUCUGUUACGGUUUCUCACACAUCGAUAAUUGUUCAGCCGGCGUCUAUAUCCAGUACACGAUCAUCUGCAGAAUCUCCGUUAAAUGGACCCCUAGCUCCUGUGACCAUUGCCCAGACUUCCACUAGUCGCCGACGACGACGAUCGGAAAUAGCAAAAACCGGUUCUUUAGUCUGCGCCCAACAGAGUGGGCCGGUUCACCAAAUCCCCUCGAUCUCUAAUGGGUCUGAUGACUACUCAUCUGUAGAACAAACUUUGAGGGAUAAACAGAUAUCUCCUUUGCAGCCUUCAUCGUCCACUUCGGCUAUUUCUUUGGACGGAUCAGCUAAUGAGAUGUCCCGAGGCGCAAUCACUCGAGCCAAGCGACUCCAAUUACCUACUGUUUGUAGCCACGGUAUUUCAAUCUCUGGGCAGCCUAGUAUUUCUUCAAGUCCUGGACUGACUGCAGGUUGCUUACCAUCCUCAUCUGGUCGAUUAGAUUUGCCUUCGGUGGCAGAUCCAUACGAGCCCAACUUUGACGAUGAUCUUGAGGUCAAUACAUGCCUGGAGACACUGCAUCAUCACGAAAAAUCGGCCCAGUCCUGCUCUGGUACAUCAGCGGCCCAGGCUAGUAAUACAAGUCCCACUCUAGCUGGUGGUGUCAACACUCUCGCUCCCUCAAUCAGCUCAACAGCUUCUACGGCUCUCAUGACCACGGUUCCUCCAACAAACCAGCACUUUUCAUCGUUUGUCAGCAGCCCCAUCACAUCCGCUUUGCCCCGGCUUUCAGAUACGACGUCAGACAUUCAGCUUGGUAUUUCAGGCCUGGCUACUUCCUCUGAUAGACCUAAUGAUGGUAACAGUUGUCUUACCAGUAAUAGUUCUGCAGUUACAAAUGUUCGCUUUCCAGUGACAUUGAAUAUUUCAGCUUCUCGCGGCCCGAUCGGAACGACUUGCGUUGAUCUUACUGAUCCAAAAUUCGACCUGCCAGAUUAUUCAGCCUCUGACACUUGUCUAUUUGCUAACUCCUCCACAUCAUCAGCGGCCUCUUUCACACCCUCGGUAACAGCCUCCAACGGAACAAUUUCGUUGAUAACUCAGAAUGGCGAUGCGAUUUCAGUUCUUCCAAGCCACCACUCACCCACUCCCACCGUUUGCACGCCUUCAGUACCAGCAAUGCCGAUUUCCUCAGUAAAUACCUCUUUUGCCUCGCCACUCAUGGCUAAAAUUUCAACACUCACUCCUAAAGCUUUUACGUCUGGCGGCCAAACUCAUACUUCCACACCACUUAUUCUCCCUUUCGGUACUCUUGAGUCGAAUACUUCUGGUAGUCCGUGCGGUAAUAGACGGGCUGAUGUUGAUCUCUGUAGCGUAACGACGACGACGACCUCUACGAUUAUACCAAUUUCUAACAAUAACAGUACCACUGAUUCACUUGCAGCAACCAAUGCUGGUAGACCUCUACUCACUUCCUCGAAUGUGUCUGCGCACACUGCCAGCAUAGCUACCACUAAGCCCACGGCAUGUGUUGACACCGUGGACGAGGUUAUUCGUGAUGUGUGCGCUGGCCAGUUCGAUAUGAAGUCAUAUCUAGACAACUGGCGAGGACUAUCUCCAGCACCACAACCACUUAUCUCCACGACCUCAGUAGCGUCCACUGUUCCGUCAGUCUCUGAGAAACUUGGUAUUCAAACAACUUCUGUUGCAUCUUCCGCGUGCUCUCUCACUGGAGCUUCAAUUCCAACGAUGUCUAUUGCCUGUAGUGUUGCCAGUAGGGCCAUACCAACUUCACUUAGUCGGGUCUCUAGUCCCGAGCCUUCCACGUUAUAUACUCCCUCUCCUUCUUUGAUAGGAAAUGUAACCUGCCCGAGUAAAUCAACAGGUCUGCAGAACAGAACACCAUUACAGCCACAAAAUUUGCUUAAGCAGCAAGUCUCUUCUCCUUUGGCUUCAGUUCUCCCUGGUUCUACUUCCAUUAUCUCAUCGGCUGGCAAUACUGUUGUACCUUCUGGUUGUUUGGGUUCUGUGUCUUCGGCAUCCUUGAUGCUCGGCCCAGGUCUUUCCUCAAAAGCGCCAAAUAAUUCGACAUCCUGUAUUCUGACUGCCUCAGCAAAUGGUGUCAACCUUCCGGCUGCUGCUGCUCGCCUCUGUCCACCUGUUGGUCCUACUGAACAGCUGGUCGCCGUCGCGACCAUCCCCUCAUCAGCUGGUGCGAAUGUCGGUGCUAUGGCUGGGACAAGUGCUAAUGGUUUGGGUCCUGCUGGUGGCGUUACAGCGACGUUGACUGGCUCAUCAUCGAGUGGCACCUCCGGUCUUAGCACCGGUAACAAUCUGAUUGCCACCCUACUCUCCGCGUUGCAGCUGAUACCUGGCAGCCAAGUGACUACGACAGUAACUGAUGCAGCUGGACUUGUUGGACAGACUCUUGGUGGCGGCCCGACGACUAUAUCUGCGACUACGAUCACACUGCCCGUCAGCGCUGCCGGCAAAGCAGCAGCCAGUAUCAAGGUACCUACAUUUUUUAGCUUCGCUUCUGUGCAUCUUAUAUUUUUAGUCGACACCCGCUGUCUUAUUAGAAUCGUUGGGAAAGUGCAAUACGGCCUCCAGAUUUCUGUCGGUUUUUUUAUCCGGCUUCAAAUUUCUUAUUGUGAUAAAUCCAUGUUUUUGAAGAACUAUUGA